This is a messenger RNA of Caenorhabditis remanei, 804 nucleotides long. RefSeq lists its product as uncharacterized. The transcript is spliced from 4 exons. The record is from RefSeq and is a predicted model, not a curated record. NCBI's taxonomy places the organism in Eukaryota, Metazoa, Nematoda, Chromadorea, Rhabditida, Rhabditidae. The coding region runs from base 1 to 804 and encodes 267 amino acids.
AUGGCGGCCAAAGAAAGUACAAAAAGUACAAAAAGUUCCGAAGAUGGAGCGGCGCCUCAAGCUGGUUUCUAUGGAUUAGCUGAUCAUCCAAAUCACGGUAUCAUCUCAUCGAUUUUGAAGAGAAAAAAUAGAAAAUUCAAAAUGGCAGACGACGUGAGAAAGAUGUGCAAACAAGUGGAAGCCUACAAAACAAGUGCCGAUCGUCUCCAUCAAGCGCUCAUGACGAUGCUCGUCGAAUUUCCCGAAUAUGCGAGAGAUCUCGUUUUCGUGGUGAAAACGGAUCCAAACUAUCGUUAUGCUGCACUGUAUCUGAGAACUUUCGAGAGUAUUUUGAAUAAAGGAAGGGAUCGGACGACGUACGAAAGUUUGGAACCGGUGAUGAAGACGUUGCAAAGCUUAGAUUUGGAGCAUGAAAGACGAGUCAGGAAACAGUUGGACAACUUGAAGCCACUGAUGAAAUUUAUUGGAGAGGAUUAUUGGGAGUAUGCGAGACUUCGGAAAGUCUAUUGGGAGGCAAUGGAGAGCUAUGACGAUGCACUCACUCAACAACAUAAGGAACGAACGGAUCUGGCGGAGCAAGCAACUGCAAAUGCACAAACAUGGAAAAAUGAUUGUCGUCAGAAACUGAUGGAUUUCAUCAAAACGUGUAUAUUUGAUCGACAGGGAAAACAUGCAGAAUGCGUUCUGAAAUUUCGAGACGAAGCAGUCUUCUACCACCGAUCAAUGUCAGAGCUGAUCCCAUUCACCGAGAAACCAGAAAAGGGAGAAAGCAAAAGUGCAGAACGAGGGAAGACACCAAAAUAG